Molecule: messenger RNA, 6089 nt
Organism: Gracilinanus agilis (Agile Gracile Mouse Opossum)
Lineage: Eukaryota; Metazoa; Chordata; Mammalia; Didelphimorphia; Didelphidae
Gene: STAG2
Product: stromal antigen 2
Exons: 35
Coding region: 370-4176 (1268 amino acids)
Biological process (GO): sister chromatid cohesion
Cellular component (GO): chromatin; cohesin complex; nucleus
Molecular function (GO): chromatin binding
Source: RefSeq, a predicted model, not a curated record
AAAAAAAAAAAAAAAAAAAAAACCCGCCGGAUCCGACUGCCACUUUCAAUCCCCCCCCCCUCCCCAACCCCCGGCGCCGGCAAACCGCGGGAGCCGGAGUCCCAGAGAGGAGCCCGGGUCCGCGACGGCGAGCCAGAGGUAGAGCCCCCAUCGCGUCGGCCGGGCCUGGGCUGCUGAGGAAGGCCCCGCGUCUGGAAGGAGGAAGGAGCGGGGAGGCGGCCAGGGCCAUCGCCAGCGCCACUGCUGCCUCUGCGUGUGCCCGCGGGGAGGAAUUGUCUAUCACAGAAGAAAGAAGUACACUUGCAUUUUGCAAACGUAAAUUUAUGAACACAUUUCUAAUACUGUGGUGUUCCAGAAGAUGAUAAAGAAAUGAUAGCAGCUCCAGAAAUACCAACUGAUUUUAACCUACUUCAGGAGUCAGAGACACAUUUUUCUUCUGACACAGACUUUGAGGAUAUUGAAGGAAAAAACCAAAAACAAGGCAAAGGAAAAACUUGUAAAAAAGGCAAAAAGGGUCCUGGAGAGAAGGGAAAAGGUGGAAAUGGAGGGGGGAAACCUUCUGGUCCAAAUCGAAUGAAUGGGCAUCAUCAACAGAAUGGAGUGGAAAACAUGAUGUUGUUUGAAGUUGUCAAAAUGGGCAAGAGCGCUAUGCAGUCCGUGGUGGAUGAUUGGAUUGAGUCAUAUAAACAUGACCGGGAUAUCUCACUUCUUGAUCUCAUCAACUUCUUUAUUCAGUGUUCAGGCUGUAAAGGAGUUGUCACAGCCGAAAUGUUUAGGCACAUGCAGAACUCUGAAAUAAUUCGAAAAAUGACAGAAGAAUUUGAUGAGGAUAGUGGAGAUUAUCCACUCACCAUGGCUGGUCCUCAAUGGAAGAAAUUCAAAUCCAGUUUUUGUGAAUUCAUUGGUGUAUUAGUGAGGCAAUGUCAGUAUAGUAUCAUAUAUGAUGAGUACAUGAUGGAUACAGUCAUUUCACUGCUUACAGGAUUGUCUGACUCUCAAGUCAGGGCAUUUCGACAUACCAGCACAUUGGCAGCUAUGAAGUUGAUGACAGCAUUGGUGAAUGUGGCAUUAAAUCUUAGCAUUAACAUGGACAACACACAAAGGCAGUAUGAAGCAGAGCGAAAUAAAAUGAUUGGAAAACGAGCAAAUGAUAGGCUGGAACUUUUGCUACAGAAGAGGAAAGAGCUUCAAGAAAAUCAAGAUGAAAUAGAAAAUAUGAUGAAUGCCAUAUUUAAAGGAGUCUUUGUACAUAGAUACCGUGAUGCAAUAGCAGAAAUCCGUGCUAUUUGUAUUGAAGAAAUUGGAAUAUGGAUGAAGAUGUACAGUGAUGCCUUUCUUAAUGACAGCUAUUUAAAAUAUGUUGGGUGGACUAUGCAUGAUAAGCAAGGGGAGGUAAGACUAAAAUGUCUCACUGCACUGCAAGGUCUUUAUUAUAAUAAGGAGCUUAAUUCCAAACUGGAACUCUUCACCAGUCGAUUCAAGGAUAGAAUUGUUUCCAUGACCCUCGAUAAAGAAUAUGAUGUUGCAGUGCAGGCAAUAAAAUUACUCACUCUUGUUUUACAGAGUAGUGAAGAAGUUCUUACUGCAGAAGACUGUGAAAAUGUAUACCAUUUGGUUUAUUCAGCUCACCGGCCAGUUGCAGUAGCAGCAGGAGAGUUUCUUUAUAAAAAGCUUUUUAGUCGCAGGGAUCCUGAAGAAGAUGGAAUCCUCAAAAGAAGGGGAAGGCAAAGCCCAAAUGCCAACCUGGUCAAGACAUUGGUAUUUUUCUUUUUAGAAAGUGAGUUGCAUGAACAUGCUGCAUACCUUGUGGAUAGCAUGUGGGACUGUGCUACGGAGCUGUUGAAGGACUGGGAAUGUAUGAAUAGUUUGCUGUUGGAAGAACCACUCAGUGGAGAAGAACCAUUAACCGACAGACAGGAGAGUGCGCUUAUUGAGAUAAUGCUCUGUACCAUUCGCCAAGCAGCUGAAUGUCAUCCUCCUGUGGGAAGAGGGACAGGAAAACGGGUUCUGACAGCAAAGGAGAAAAAGACCCAACUAGAUGAUAGAACAAGAAUUACGGAACUGUUUGCAGUAGCCCUUCCUCAGUUGUUAGCAAAAUACUCUAUAGAUGCAGAGAAGGUGACUAACUUGUUGCAGCUGCCUCAGUACUUUGAUUUGGAAAUCUAUACAACUGGCCGAUUAGAAAAGCAUUUGGAUGCCUUAUUGAGACAAAUCCGAGAUAUUGUAGAGAAGCACACAGAUACGGAUGUCUUGGAAGCUUGUUCUAAAACAUACCAUGCACUCUGUAAUGAAGAAUUCACCAUAUUUAACAGAGUAGAUAUUGCAAGAAGUCAGUUGAUAGAUGAAUUGGCAGAUAAAUUUAACCGACUUCUUGAAGAUUUUCUGCAAGAGGGAGAAGAACCUGAUGAGGAUGAUGCAUAUCAGGUCCUAUCAACAUUAAAAAGGAUUACUGCUUUUCACAAUACCCAUGAUCUUUCAAGAUGGGAUUUGUUUGGUUGUAAUUACAAGUUACUGAAAACUGGUAUCGAAAAUGGAGACAUGCCUGAGCAGAUUGUUAUUCAUGCUCUGCAAUGUACUCACUAUGUAAUCCUCUGGCAGCUAGCAAAAAUUACUGAAAGCAGCUCCACCAAGGAGGACCUACUUCGUUUAAAGAAACAAAUGAGGGUGUUCUGUCAGAUUUGUCAGCAUUACCUGACCAAUGUGAAUACUGCUGUUAAAGAACAGGCCUUCACUAUUUUGUGUGAUGUAUUGAUGAUCUCCAGCCAUCAGAUUAUGUCAGGAGGACGGGACAUGUUAGAACCACUUGUUUACACUCCUGAUUCUUCAUUGCAGUCAGAAUUGCUCAGCUUUAUUCUCGAUCAUGUCUUCAUUGACCAGGAUGAUGAUAACAAUAGUGCAGAUGGACAGCAGGAUGAUGAAGCUAGUAAAAUUGAAGCACUGCACAAGAGGAGGAAUUUACUUGCAGCUUUUUGUAAACUCAUUGUAUAUACUGUGGUGGAAAUGAAUACAGCUGCGGAUAUUUUCAAGCAAUAUAUGAAGUAUUACAAUGAUUAUGGAGAUAUUAUAAAAGAAACAAUGAGUAAAACAAGGCAGAUAGACAAAAUCCAGUGUGCAAAGACACUUAUUCUCAGUUUACAGCAGCUGUUCAACGAAAUGAUACAAGAAAAUGGGUAUAAUUUUGACAGAUCAUCACCAACAUUCAGUGGUAUUAAAGAACUUGCCCGACGUUUUGCUUUAACUUUUGGACUUGAUCAGUUGAAAACAAGAGAAGCCAUCGCCAUGUUACACAAGGAUGGGAUUGAAUUUGCAUUUAAAGAACCUAAUCCACAAGGCGAAAGCCACCCACCUUUAAAUUUGGCAUUUCUUGAUAUUUUGAGUGAAUUUUCUUCUAAACUCCUCCGACAGGACAAAAGAACAGUGUAUGUUUAUCUAGAAAAGUUCAUGACCUUUCAGAUGUCACUGCGAAGAGAAGAUGUGUGGCUUCCUUUGAUGUCUUAUAGGAAUUCUUUGUUAGCUGGAGGUGAUGAUGACACCAUGUCAGUUAUUAGUGGGAUUAGCAGUCGGGGAUCAACUGUGAGAAAUAAAAAAACAAAACCAGCUACAGGAAAACGAAAAUUACCUGAAGAAUCAGUACUAAGUGUCACUGAAGAAAGUAGUAGUAGUGAUAGCAUGUGGUUGAAUAGAGAACAGACAAUGCACACCCCUGUUAUGAUGCAGACACCACAGCUUACUUCGACUAUAAUGAGAGAGCCUAAAAGAUUACGACCAGAGGAGAACUACAUGGGUGUCUAUCCGAUACAGCCAGAACACCAUCCUACACCACUCGAUUAUAACACGCAGGUAACAUGGAUGUUAGCUCAAAGACAACAAGAAGAAGCAGCCAGGCAACAGCAAGAGAGAGCAGCAAUGAGCUAUGUUAAGCUGCGAACUAACCUUCAGCAUGCCAUUCGGCGUGGUACCAGCCUAAUGGAAGAUGAUGAAGAACCAAUUGUUGAAGAUGUCAUGAUGUCCUCGGAAGGGAGGAUUGAGGAUCUUAAUGAGGGGAUGGAUUUUGACACAAUGGAUAUAGACUUGCCACCAUCCAAGAACAGGAGAGAGAGGACAGAGCUGAAGCCUGAUUUCUUUGAUCCUGCUUCAAUUAUGGAUGAAUCAGUUCUUGGGGUGUCAAUGUUUUAAUCUGUGGUGAAGUCAUUUUCUAAGUGGAAGAGGAAGUUUUUCAAUAAAGUUGGGCUAGUAGAUACAGUGAAAUUCUGUACAGAUUUUUCUCUAAGGAGAAUGAAACCUGCCUACCGAGAUCAAGUGCAUUGAGAGGCAGUUUUGUUUGCCUGAAAAAAAAAAAAAAAGUAAAGGACAAGUAAACAAUUUGAGGAUAAGCUACAGUUUCUGUUGGAAAGCAGUUAUUUUAUUUAUGUGCUAUUAGUUGAUUUCAAAUCAUAAGAAAUAAUUCCCUCUUUGUUUUUAAUCUAACCAGAAUCUGAGAGGUACUUGAUACAGAUAGAAAUCCUUUUCUCACACAUUUAUUUACUGGGUGUACUAAAUAAUCAUGACCUCUGCUGGAUUUUUGUUUACAUCCAUGAACUGAAAUGACAGAUGGAGUAAUUUUCCCCAUCCUGAGAUUGUAGAGCAGAAGAGUUUGGCAUUUUAAAUUUAAGUGCUCAAAACUUCAGUCAGUGGAAACUUUGUGUUAAGUGCUGUAGUCAUGGAGAAAAGUAAACUUAGAAGCAGAACUUUUACAAUUUUUUCACCUAAAAUGUAUUUUAAGAUAUUUUUAAAAUCCAAAAGCUUCUUUAGCCUUCUCAGAAAUAUCCAGAUUCAGUGAACUGCCAGAAGGUAACCAAUCUCAGACAUGCUUGCCCAUUAUCAACCCUGAAAGUUUGCUUGUCCUUUAAAGAAAAAAAAUGUAAUGUUGUGAAAUUCUUUCCAGUAGUGCCACUGUAUUUUGUCUCCAAAUAAAAGAAGCUUAUUGUAGUAUGUUUGCAGAAAAAUUCUAAACAAAAAUUAUACAGCUUAUUAGAGUGUGGGAAUAGGGAAUCUAAAUUUUAAAUAAAAUUAUAUAUAUAUAUAAAUUGGUGCUGAUUUUAUAAUUGCGCAGUUUGUUUAGUUUUUUCUUACUUUUAAAUUCCAACUUAAAAUUAUGAGGUUUCAGAAAUAUAUUGAAAGUUUAACAAUGUUUAAAAAUAGAAAAGCAUGAGUGUUCCAUGCUUUAAAAUGAUUUUUAAAUUUGUAUUUUAUAUUGUUUUAUCUAUCUGUCUUUGCAAGCAGUCUUCAGGUUAAAGAUACUUCUAACAGGUUACAGUACAUUUCCUCUGUAUGUAAAUUAGAUGGGAUAAUAGAAAUCCAUAACCCAUAAUAUUCUUUGAAAGCUAAGCUUUAAACCUUCAUUUUGUGUCCUUUCACAAACAAAUCCAACAGAAAGUGGCGACCUGCCAUUUUGACAUCAACUCAUUCUGCUAGGCUUAGGCAGCUAGACAUCAUUUUAAACAAAAUAUUAACUUAUAUUACAUAUGUAUAUUUUUUGUCAGUUGUCUCUCAGUUCUUGAGGUAUAUUCUUUUAAUCAUUCCAUGCCUUACUAUGCUUGCAAUACCAGAACAUCCCCAGUUAGAUGAAUUGAAAGAAAGGCUUCCUUCCUGUAUCUGGAUUCCCAAAAGUAAGCAUUGGGCUGCGGUAGCCAAAAACCAUAGAUGAUCUUAAGGGAUCAUGAGCAAAUCUCAAUAUUUUACUAAGUCAUGGGCUUACUGACCAGCCCCCAACCAGACCUGCCUAACUCACUUUCAUAAACAAAUAAUCUCAUGUCUGAAAGUACUGCCUAUGUUGUUCUCCACACCACUGCAUUUAAUAGAGCUGCUGAGAGGACUGUAUAUAUGAUUUUCAACUUAAGUUGAUUUGUUUUCUCACUCUUGAAAAAGGAGCAUUUCUUUGUGAAAGCAGUUCUUACAGCUUUGUUUUCAACCAGCUAAAAAUGUUUUAUAUAUUUACCUUAACCUGUUGUCCUCUACAUUCUAUUGUCCUAAUUGUACUGUUUUCUGAUUUGUAUUUAUGUCUUGAGACAGUAACUUUUUGAAUAAAAAUAAACCUACAGUAUGUUGUA